Bipolaris zeicola 26-R-13 is the source of this 1191-nucleotide messenger RNA. RefSeq lists its product as uncharacterized. The record is from RefSeq and is a predicted model, not a curated record. Gene Ontology annotation, molecular function: threonine deaminase activity; pyridoxal phosphate binding; L-serine ammonia-lyase activity. Lineage: Eukaryota; Fungi; Ascomycota; Dothideomycetes; Pleosporales; Pleosporaceae. Gene Ontology annotation, biological process: L-threonine catabolic process; L-serine catabolic process. The transcript is spliced from 4 exons. The coding region runs from base 1 to 1191 and encodes 396 amino acids.
AUGGCCGUCAAGGAGUACCACACUGAGGAGCAGUCUGCCCAGAGCCCUUGGGUUCAGACUCCAUUGAGGGAGUCGUAUGCGCUUUCUGAAGCAGCGGGAUGCAGAGUCUUCCUCAAGCUGGAAAACCUCCAGCCUUCCGGAUCAUUCAAGUCACGAGGCAUCGGCAACUACAUCCUCCGUCGUCUCGCAGAGUUUCCUAAAGGCACACGCCCUCACAUCUUUGCUUCCAGUGGUGGGAAUGCUGGCCUCGCUGCUGUUCACUCGGCUCGUGCCCUCAACCUACUAUGCACUGUUGUCGUGCCGACCGCUACUGCACCCUUGAUGGUAGCUAAGCUCAGGGCUGCUGGUGCAUACGAAGUCAUCCAACAUGGUGCCGCAUGGAAGGAUGCUGAUGCAUACUUGAAGGAGCACGUCAUGCCCUAUGCACAAACAGAAACCAUCUACUGCCCACCCUUUGACCACCCAGAUAUCUGGCAAGGCAACAGCACUUGCAUGACCGAGAUUGCAGCCCAGAUGCCUGGCGGCGAGGAGCCCGAUGUCCUCAUCUGCUCCGUCGGCGGCGGCGGCCUUCUCAACGGCAUCUGUCAAGCCAUGGAUUCCCUCAACAUGACCAAGACCACCAUCCUCGCCAUGGAGACUGCCGGAGCCGAGAGUCUACACGCGGCCCUCCAAGCCAAAGAAGUCAUCACCCUCCCCAAAAUCACAUCCCAAGCAACCAGCCUAGGCUGCGCCCGCGUCACAGACGCAACCUUCAAAUACGCCCAACGCGGCAAUGUCCGCAGCGUCGUUCUUCCCGAUGCUGAAGCCGCAAUGGGCUGCUGGCGUCUUGCUGACGACGAGCGCAUCAUGGUCGAGCUCGCCUGCGGCAUCAACGUUGCUCUCUGUUACGAUGGGCGUCUCGAGAAAGCACUUGGUCGCCCUGUCCGCCCCGAAGAUAAAGUCGUCAUUGUCCUCUGUGGCGGCAGCAAUGUCAACAGCAGGAUGCUGUGUGACUGGCGCAACGAGUAUGCUUAUAUUGAAGAAGAGACUGAGGCUCGCCGGCGCAAGAGCGACUCUGCGCUUGGUAGUGAGACUACCAGCGAGACGGGCAGUGUAAAGGAUCUUGAUUUGAGCAAGGUGAGUGUGCCCAGCGAGCUUAGCAAGCCGUUUGUUAUUGAGGGGAUUGAAGUAGGGUGUGUAGAGUGCUCAUAA